AAAUUUCAGUAGAAGGAAAGACAAGACAUUAGUAUGAAAAUAGAAAUAUCUCACUUAUAAUAAUAUAAACUGUGAUAGUAUAAAGUGAGCCGCACGGUGUGCUGGCCUGGCCAUUAUUUCUCUUCGCUGUUCUUGACGCAACCGGGACGAUGGAGUCGAAGCAGUUCAAGGUUGAGAAAGCUCCCAGCGAUGCACUGUCAGCGACGAAUCGUGCGUGCUUCAAUCCCAGCAAUUUGAGUGGACGUGGUGAUUCGAAUCAAUAUUUCACCUUGUCAUCGAAUGCUGGCGAUUUCAUAGUCACUGCCGAGCCUUCCAAAGAUGUGAGGCCAGGCACUGUAGGUCUUGGAUUUUUCCAGCGCAAGUGGGUGAACGCGGCUCAAGGUGAGGAGGUCACUGUGACUCCGUACCAGUUCAAAGAUGCCAAUUGUUAUUUGGAGGUGGUGACGGUGCGCAUAGAGCAUGUUUCCAGGACCACUCAGCGCAACGCCAAGAAGCUAGACACGGACCAGAUGAAUGCGUACAUGGGCUCUACGUAUGCCAACUUAGCACUGUCCGUUGACCAGCAACUGCUCUUCAAGGCACAGGAUUACCCGAAGCCGCUGAAACUUACGGUAAUAUCGCUGCAAGCUGCCGACCCAUCCGUGCUGACGUCGGGACCCAAAGCAAAGCAGCCAGCAGAGAUUAAAACCGGCAUCCUUCUUCCCGACACGAAUAUCUUGUUCGACCCGGGCGAGAGUGUUGACCUGACCGGGCGUCAUGUCGGCGGUGCGGCGGCGACAGGUGGCAUUAUCAGCACCAGUCUCGACUUUGUCAAGAUGGGCAUUGGCGGACUGGACCAGGAGGCCGCCACGCUCUUUCGCCGUGCGUUUGCGUCGCGCGUGUUCCCGCCAGCGGUCAUAGAACGGCUCGGUGUCAAGCAUAUCAAGGGAAUCCUCCUCUAUGGACCGCCCGGAUGCGGAAAGACACUGAUGGCUCGGCAAAUUGGCAAGAUGUUGAACGCUCGGGAGCCGAAAAUCGUCAACGGUCCGGAAAUCUUAAAUAAAUUCGUUGGCGAGUCUGAGGCGAACAUUCGGCGGCUGUUUGCUGAUGCCGAGGAAGAGCAGAAACGUGCCGGUGCGAACAGUGGCCUUCACAUGAUCAUUUUUGAUGAAAUGGACGCCAUCUGCAAGCGAAGAGGUGGCGGCUCUGACAAUACCGGCGUCCACGAUAACGUCGUCACACAGCUCCUGUCCAAGAUGGACGGUGUCAACGAGCUGGACAACAUCCUCGUGAUCGGCAUGACCAACCGCAAGGAUCUCAUCGACCAAGCGCUGCUGCGCCCGGGUAGAUUCGAGGUGCAGAUGGAGAUUGGCCUACCGAACCGCGACGGCCGCGAGCAGAUUCUCAGCAUUCACACGCGCAAGCUGCAGGACGGUGGCAUGCUGUCCGAAGACGUCGACCUGGCCAAGCUAGCCGACCUGACGAUCAACUUCAGCGGUGCCGAGCUGGAGGGUCUGGUGCGUGCGGCAACCGCCACGGCCAUGAACCGCGUGAUCAAGAGCAGCUCUGGCGAGGACAGCGCCGUCAGCGUCAACCCGGAGGAAGCGCUCAAGAUGAAGGUGGUCGCUCAGGACUUCACCUACGCGCUGGACACCGACAUCAAGGCCAUGUUCGGCGUCAACAUCGAGCAGCUCAAGUACUACCGGCAGUGCGGCAUCAUCAACUGGGGCCAGCCGAUUAGCGACGCGCAGGCAAACUGCAAGCAGGUCAUCAGUAACAUGGUGUCGGCUGACGGUGACUCGCUCAUCGACAACUUCACUUCGUUGCUGCUCUUCGGUAAGGAAGGAUGCGGUGCCUCUUCAAUGGCCGUCGACCUUGCGCUUGGCGCUGGAUUCACGUUCAUCAAGGUGUGCUCCACUCUCUUCGUCAGCGGUACAACUGAGAUGUCGAAGGUCAAUGCUAUCCAUGAGAUCUUCGAGGACGCGUACCGUGCGCACAAGAGCUGCGUGAUCGUAGACAGUAUCGAGAAUUUGAUUGAGUUUUCACCGAUCGGUAGCCGAUACUCUUCACACUUGCUCCAGGAAAUCCGCAUUCGCGUAGCCCACCCACCGCCCAAGGGCCACAAGCUGCUUGUGAUCGGCACGACAUCGCAGAAGUCCCUGAUUGACAAGCUGAAGGUGCGCUUCCGUGUAUCGCAGGCCGUGCCAACUCUUACAUGCGGCACGCACAUCGAGUCGGUCCUGGAAGAACUGAAUGUGAUGAAUCGCGACGAGGUCAGCGAUCUCAUACGCCGCCUCUCCUCCGUGUCGUUCAGUGUUGGCAUCAAGGAGGUGAUUCAUGUCGCUGAUGAAGCCCGCGGCAAGCCGGAUUCUCAGCGGCGAAUCGAGAAGUUCAUUGAGCUGCUCUGUCGCGAGAAGAAGACGGACGAUGAUGACUUCCGCUUCUGAUUUCGAAGCAUCGUCUGUACGAGUGAUGGCAAGACGGCCUGACGUCGUCCAAAGGCCCUGCGGAAGCAAUUCACUGCCCUCCUCGUCCAUUCUGGGGCUCAUUUAACAUAUUGUACACAAAAUGGCAAAGCACCCACCACUAGUUAUACCGACGUGGCAGGGAGAAUUAAAUUAUAUGCACCAAAUUUUCUGGUCAAUGUUGAUCUACGAUAAACUGGCUCUCAUUUGCCACCACCCAUGUUUCGAUACAGCCAUCCGGAGCAGAGAAACAGCCAGAAGAAAAGCAAAUUUUACACAUUUGUUAAAAAAUGCCAAAUGUUAAAAAAUCACCUCGUACAUACAACGUUCAUCUUUUACAAUUUUGUUAUGUUUUAUUUUUUACACGUGAUUGAAGCCUCUUUUACGUCGUCUUUUACAUGCAGUGGCAACACCUGCGGCGGUGAUCGGCUAGUUGCUCUAGAACUAGAGCGCGUUUCAUCUUGCGGAUAGACUCGUGUCCGGUGCCACUGUUGAUACAUACUGGUACAGAAACUUAGGAUCUGAUUUGCAAUGUGUUUUUUCUUUUCUUUUUUUUUACGAAAUCUUUUAUUCUCACGUUGGCCUGUGGGCCAAUAAGAGAAUGUGUUGUUGUUGUUGCCCCUUGCAUUCGCAGCCAUCGUCAUGCCCGCACCUGUAAGAUAAUUGACAUUGCGGCACGACCACUACUCAAACAGCGUUUUGUUUUAUUUCGUAUUUCUAUUUUUUAUUCCAUGUUCUUCAUAUUCAUCUUGUCAAACAUGACCUAAAUUAUGUUGUUACGUGUUUCAUGAAAGCGAGUCAAAGCAACACGAUAA
Sycon ciliatum is the source of this 3259-nucleotide messenger RNA. Its product is annotated as vesicle-fusing ATPase 1-like. The transcript is spliced from 4 exons. Gene Ontology annotation, molecular function: ATP binding; ATP hydrolysis activity. Lineage: Eukaryota; Metazoa; Porifera; Calcarea; Leucosolenida; Sycettidae. The record is from RefSeq and is a predicted model, not a curated record. Gene Ontology annotation, cellular component: Golgi stack. Bases 150 to 2426 code for a protein of 758 amino acids. Gene Ontology annotation, biological process: SNARE complex disassembly; Golgi to plasma membrane protein transport; intra-Golgi vesicle-mediated transport.